Bombus terrestris (buff-tailed bumblebee) is the source of this 3700-nucleotide messenger RNA. It is a transcript of the gene Rtf1, whose product is annotated as RNA polymerase-associated protein Rtf1. The record is from RefSeq and is a predicted model, not a curated record. Gene Ontology annotation, molecular function: DNA binding; RNA polymerase II C-terminal domain phosphoserine binding. The transcript has 7 exons. The coding region runs from base 149 to 2236 and encodes 695 amino acids. Gene Ontology annotation, cellular component: Cdc73/Paf1 complex. Lineage: Eukaryota; Metazoa; Arthropoda; Insecta; Hymenoptera; Apidae.
CACUAUACGCUACUAUAUCAGUGUUAAUGUUUAACGUCUUUGGUUCUACGCGGUCUUCCUAGUUUAUUGUAUCUUGCAUGACGUUAGAUUUAUCCUUGUUAGGAGGGCGUGCAAUUUUCACGAUCUCCAUUUGCAUAUUUUCGUGAUAAUGCCAAAAAGGAAGAAUCAAGCUCUUAUAGAUUCUGAUAGUAGUGGCAGUGCAUCAGAAAGUGGCUCGGACUUGGAUAAUGACUUAUUAUCUCUCGCCAAAAAAAAGAAAGGCAAAGCCCAAGAUGAUUCUCAGUCUAAUGAAGAAACUAGCACUACUAGAAAAGAUAAUAAACAUGAUUCAGACACAUCAGAUUCAGAUGAUGAUUGGGGUGCAAAAACUGGUAAAAAUAAAAAGAAGAAAGUGCCAACUAAAAGAAGUAAACGUAAAAUGACAAAGUCUAGUAGUGAAGAAAGUGCUAGUGAAAUAGAGCCCGAAAAGGUCUCUGAACCAGAAGAAGGUGAGGUUUCAGAUUCGGAUGCCAGUGUUUCUGACUCUAGCCAAGAAGAAUUUAACGAUGGUUAUGAUGAUAAAUUAAUGGGAGAUGCUGAGGAUCAAGCAAGACUUGCCCAAAUGACAGAAAAAGAACGUGAACAAGAAAUUUUUAAACGUAUUGAACAGCGUGAAAUCAUGAAAACAAGAUUUGAGAUUGAAAAAAAAUUGAGAAUGGCUAAAAAACAAGAAUUAAAAAAACAAAAAGAAUCAAGGAAGAAAGAAAAGAGUGCAGAGGAAAAGAAAGUUGACAGAGCCCCAGAUCCUAAAGAACGAAGCAAAGAUCGUAAAAAGACAAUAGAAGAAAAACAAGAUAAAAAGUUCCAUGCAAUGUCUCUUCUAAAAGCAAGACGAGAAGAGAAAAAAGAAAGAGAGGAGAAAGAAAAACAAAGGAUAGAACAGCAGCAACAGCAAUCAAAGGAUAUUGAAGAAGAAGAAUUAGAAGAUGACCAUAAAGGAGGAGCAAACAAAACAAAACUUAAAGCAUCUGAUAUUUAUUCUGAUGAUAGUGGUUCAUCAGAUAGUGGUGAAGAAGAAGAAACUACUAAACCAUCGUCUCAUCGCAGAUCAUCUUCAAGUGACAGUAGAGAUACUGAUUCUGAUACUGAUAAGAAAUCUAUUACCAGUAAUAAAGCCAAACCGAAGAAACCAAUAUAUGUCAGUACCAAGGAAGAUCUCAACAAAAUUAGAUUAUCUCGUCAUAAAAUGGAAAGAUUUGUACAUCUACCUUUCUUUGAUAGAGUGGUGCAAGGUUGUUUUGUUAGGAUUGGCAUUGGAAACAAUAAUGGAAAACCAGUAUAUAGGGUAGCUGAAAUUAGUGGUGUUUGUGAAACAGGAAAAAUCUAUCAACUUGGUGGAACUAGAACAAAUAAAGGAUUGAAACUAAGACAUGGAGCUCAAGAACGGGUGUUUAGAUUAGAGUUUGUGUCAAACCAAGAGUUUACUGAAUCUGAAUUUUUCAAAUGGAAAGAAACUUGUGCUUUGCAAGGAAUAUCAAUGCCAACUUUUGAAGAAGUUGAACAAAAAUUAAAAGACAUUAAAGAAGCUUUAGUAUACGAAUUCAAAGAAGAAGAUAUAGAAAAAAUAGUGCGAGAAAAGGAAAGAUUUAAACAAACUCCAUAUAACUAUGCAAUGAAAAAAGCGCAACUUAUGCGUGAAAGAGAUGCAGCUAAUUGUAGAGGGGAUGACGAAACUGCCAGUCGGCUUAACCAAGAAUUGAGUGAACUUGAAGAACGUGCUUCCGAACUUGAUAAAAUGCGCACUGCAACAAUAUCUAGCAUAUCUUACAUUAAUGAUCGUAACCGAAAAAAGAAUGUUGAAGAAGCCGAAAAAGCAAUCAUGGAAGAAAUUAAAGCCAAUAAAGGUAGAAAAGUUGAUGAUCCAUUCACUAGGAGAAGUACUAAACCAAGAAUGGUUUUUAAACCAGAAGAUGAAGAAAUAUCAUCUACCGCUCUAGUAAAUGAUAAAGCGAGUCCUCAACAAACUGAAGUAGUAGCAGUAUCUAACGAAAAAGAAAAUAGUCAAGAAACGAAGAAGAAACAAAGUACUGAAGAUUUAUUUAAUGCUCACGAUUUUGAUAUCACAAUAGACUUAGAGGUACCAAUUCCAAAUAAUCCCGUUAGUGUAUUGCCGAAACCUAUUAAUAAUAUCAAAGAUACUGGACCUCGACGAUCUUUAAAUUUGGAAGAUUAUAAGAAAAAACGAGGACUAAUCUAACGUUUUAUUAGCUUUAGAAGUAAAAAAUGAGUCCUUGAUGAUCUGAUAAAUUCUGAAAACAAGGAUGAAGUUUUGUAACAGUUGACUGAGAAACUAGCUUAUGUAUAGUUCUCGUAUAACAUUAUUUUUUUGUUAUAAAUAAUGAUUCCUUUUUUAUAGAAAGAAUAUAGAUGGUUUCUACCAUAUUAUUCUAUUUAGAAAGACAUAAUUAUUGUAUUCUUUACUAAAGAAUGCAUUUCAUUGUUCGUUAAAAUAUUUUUUUUUUAAAUAUUAUUAAUAAGUACUUAACAAAAGAGUAUUACAAUUUGAAUCAUUUAAAGACCUCAUAAUUGCAUUUGUUUUCCUCUCUCAAUAAUAAAUCAUUUUUUACCUUUUAACUAAAGUAAAUUGACUCGUUCUCUUUUAGAGAGGAAAUAAAUUCAAUAUUGAAAAUUAAUAAUCAAUAAUUUUCUAAUACAAAUAUUGAAUAGAUAAUUUUAAUAACAAAAAUCGUUAUGGGUCAUAAAUAUAUCAAUCAUGAUUUGCGUAUAUUAAUAUGUGACAUUUUCCUAUGUUCUGUAUGUUAAAAUAAACAUUAAUAAGCGACCACCUGGUGAUAAAAAAAUUUAUACGAAUUUGAAUUGGUUUCUAAUUAUGUUUAUGAUGAUCAAUUGCUUUAUAUGAGAACAUUAUGAAGACUAUCAUACGUAUAGAUAUUUUUUUAUUCUCUGCAGUGUUCUAAUACUGAAACUGCAAACUACUGCCAAUAUAAUUUGGCUACACAAGCUUCAAAAUAUGGUUUACUACAAAAAUUUGUAAAUAUUCUCUAAACAAUUCAAAUAAUUUAAAUUACUAAAUUCUUAUAUAUAUACAUAUAUAUAUAUAUAUAUAUUUCUGUACGAAAUAAGGAUAAAAGAAUAUUUUUAGAUGUAUACUUUUCUUAUGUCUAGUUAAUCUGAUUAUUGUUAACUUUAAUCUAUUAAAUUUGAUAGAUACAUAACAAAUGUAUUAUCGUAUAAUAUGAUUUUUAUUGAUACUAGAAUGAUUAGGUAUCUUGCUGCAUCUUCUGUCCAUAAUAUUGCUCGUUAGACAUAAUCAUAAAGUUGAUAUCUUGAAUAAAUAAAAAUUUGAUACUUUGUGUUAAAAAAUAUCCAUUUUUUUGUAAUUAUGCACUAUUAAUUAAGGAAAUAGAUUAAUUGAAAGAUAACUAAUUUUAAGGGACAAAUUUUUAUAUUUCAUGUAUUUAUUUCAAAAUAAAUGUUACUAUACAAAAUUUUAUUUAUCCAAGAUGUCAAAAAUUAUUUAAUAUAAUUUAUAAAAUUCAAAAAUAGUUAUAUAACCUGAUAAACUAUAACAUAUAUGAAUAUCAAGUAUUAAUUAGAAUCAUUACUAUCCAAACAGAGCAUGUUUGCUUUUAUCAAAAAAUCUGCCAAAAUUGUACAUAUAUGUACCUAAACAGUACUAUUAAAAAAUUUUAGAAAAAUU